This is a messenger RNA of Clarias gariepinus (North African catfish), 1429 nucleotides long. RefSeq lists its product as uncharacterized. The transcript has 4 exons. The coding region runs from base 174 to 794 and encodes 206 amino acids. The record is from RefSeq and is a predicted model, not a curated record. Lineage: Eukaryota; Metazoa; Chordata; Actinopteri; Siluriformes; Clariidae.
AUGGAGCCUCAUAAACAUCUGUUCAAAGGUUAAAUUAUAGUCACUUUAUUUGCUUUCUGUUUCCCAGAAUUGCAGUCUGCACCAUUGGAGUGAAAGUAAAAGUCGCAAAAAAAAUUGUGAUUUUUACACCAUAUGCCUUCCACCAGAUUCACUAAAGAUCGUGUGACUUCAAAAUGACUCCAGUUCUUCCAGCAAUUAUCAAAUAUUUUGUCAUGGUCCUUGGGAACACCAUGAGUUCCCACAAGACCUUUCUGGAUCAUCUCUCAAUUUCAACUAAACUUUGCGAAGUGUUUUUAGUUAAAGACAGCGAUGUCAUUAUUGCUUUUGUCCCGAUUGUGUCUCGGGCUGGGACUGACAUUUCAGCUGCAAUGGAAAAGAUCCCUAUGGGUAAUCCUGUUGUUCUCGUGGUGCUCCAUCACACAUUCGAUCCGUAUUACAUGGCUCCAGACAGCAAACUCUGUGUAAAAAGGGACAGAGUGUUUGUUGUUGAUUGUCUCUAUUAUGAAGAUCAGGGGUUUCUAAGAUGCCCGCGCAAUGAUGAAGCGAUCAGAGCCGUGAGGGAGCACCUGAGAAUCGAGGAUCAGGUUACUAUACACGUCAAACCUGUGGAGGAUAGCGACAAUUGCAACUGGAUCUGGCCUGUUAUAGGUUGUACUGGGGGUAUUAUUUUGGGUGUUGGUGCGAGUAUUCCUCUGAGUCAUGUUGCAGGUGCUAUCGUGGGUGUUGUUGUAGGUAUUAUUGCAGGCGGUACCCUGAUCAUUAUUACAUUUGUUGUGUGGGUUAAAUACAGAUAGUGUUGUGUCUUAAAUCAACAAUGGUUUAAUUUAUGAUUAAUUGCAUGGUGCAUGAUGUUUCACCCUAAAGCUAUUGUCAUGUGCAUGUCUGCAAUAUAAGCAUUUACAAUAUAAUGCACUAGAUUUCAAGUGCUUUGGAUAAAUAGAUACAAGAUAAAUGAAUAUCCUCCAGCUAAAGCAUUAAUGUGUAUUUAUACAGUAUGUAAAAUAUAUUAUAUCAAAGACUAUAGUAGCAGUUUAAUCUCUUUAGCUUGGGUUUGUGUGUGUACAGUACAUUAUGUGUGUCAGUAAGAAAGAAAGUGAAAAACUUAAAGAUGUAAUUAUAAUUUAAAUAUAUAAAGAAUUCUGUCGUGUGUUUGUGUGUGUGUUGUGAAUUAGCCUGUGUGUAAAAAGUGUCUAAAACUCAUCCAGUAAUGUAAUACUGUUUAUUAGAUUUUAAAGAGUAAACACAUUUGCUUCCAAAUUCCUCUGAUCUCUCAGUUUAUACUGUACAUUUAAAACCUGUAUGUAGAAUAUUCAUAUUUCUGUGAACCUGCGUUGUGACAAUAUGCAACAAGCAACAUGCCAAAUAAUGGCAUGUUAACGAAGUGACCCUAUACAGAGCGUCUGAACAUGUCAUGUGGGACUGUUGAGGG